AUGCAUUAUCAAAUCUUUAUCUUCGUCUUGGUUUAUGGAUCAUUCACUGAAGGCUCACCUUUUAUCACGAAACAAGAUGAUCAAGGUGCACAAUACGAAGUCCGAGGAAAAUUCAAUCAGGAGCUCCGCCUUCAACAGGCUUCCCUUGACGACCCAGAUAAUUCUGUUACAGACAGAAUCAUUAGAAUUAACAAAGGAAAAAAUAAACAUUUCUAUGAAGGUGAUAUCAUUUUGAGUGAUCAUGAUGACGUAGAUACCCGUAACCAAGGUGAUGUAGAUGGACCGUUAAGAGACACCUUAAAGAGAGCUGCACAAGGAGCUAGACAAUACUUGUGGUUAACGAAGGAGGUUCCUUAUGAAAUACAUGACGAUUUGUUGGACUACAAACCAAACAUCAAAGCUGCAAUCGAGCAGUUUACACAUCACACGUGUGUGCGAUGGGUACCGCAUACUGACCAAUCAAACUGGGUCAAGUUUGUCCGUAACGAUGGGUGUUCCUCAAAUGUAGGGCGUAAGUACUGGUUAACAGGCCCCCAGGAAGUUAAUCUGGGCAGCGGUUGUAAUCAUCGAGGUACUAUCAUACACGAGAUGCUCCAUGCUGUUGGAUUCUGGCACGAACAGUCUAGACCUGACAGAAACCAUCAUGUGGAGGUUAUGUGGGAGAAUAUCGAAGAAGGGAACGAAGACAAUUUUAAUAAGUACAAGAGAAACGACAUAGAUGUGCUGAACACGAAUUAUGACUUCGACAGCAUCAUGCAUUAUGGGAAAUAUUCAUUUUCCAAGAACGGCAACCCAACUCUUAUAGCCAUCAACGAUCCCGAUAGAGAACUUGGUCAACGAGAUGGAUUCAGUGAAAUAGAUAUCGUCAAAAUCAACGCUCUCUACGACUGCAAAAACAGUGUAGAUAGCGGAUGGAGCUCAUGGAGCGGUUGGGGUUUUUGCAACGAUGAAUGCUAUAAGGUUCGACAACGUUUCUGCACUUCAUCCGACAGGAAGACGUUUUGUCCUCAAGCCAAUUAUUAUGGCAUAGAAGUGGAUUCUGUAGACUGCACACCAGAAGAAUGCUAUAAGCCUGUUGACGGGCACUGGGGCCGCUGGUCAUCAUGGUCUACAUGUAGCAAGUCAUGUGAUAUUGGCAAGCAAACAAGAACAAGGUUAUGUAACGACCCACCUCCAAAGUAUUCAGGCAAAUCAUGCGUUGGUACUAACAUUUCCGAACAAUCUUGCAAGGUUUUAAAUUGUGGUCUUGGACCCGAUGAUUGUGAGUUUGACAACAAUAUUUGUCACUGGUAUCAACCCACUACUGUCGAUCAGAAUUCUUUUCGCUGGGGGCGAUAUUAUGGUGAAACGCCAAGCUCGUUAACGGGACCUUCUGGAGAUCACACAUCAAAAAAUGGACAUUAUGUUUACGCUGAGGCGUCAUCAGCCAGUCAAGGACAAACUGCAAACUUAGUCAGCAAAGAGUUUCCACCAACAGAAAUCCGAUGCAUAACAUUCUACUAUCACAUGUAUGGUGAAGGAAUGGGAACCCUUAAAGUGUUUGUUAACGACACCAGUACUGGUGAUAUGAGGUUACUAUUUACAAAGACUGGUAACCAAGGAGAUGAAUGGAAGAAAGGAAACGCGACAAUAACAAGUACAGGAAAGUACAAGGUUGUGUUCCAAGCGGUAUGUGGGUAUUCAUUUCGAAGCGAUAUUGGACUUGAUGAUAUAAUCUUCAAAGACUCAUCUUGUGAUGGAACGGAAUUUAUGACAACAGAAUUCCCUACAACCUUAGCAACUACGACAAAUGAGCCCACUUUACCGUCUACUACUACUAAACAUCCUACUACCAGAGUACCGACUCAGCUUACCACCACCAAAUCAACCACCAAAAGACCUACGACAAAAAUUCCUACCAAUGCUCCUACUACACGUGCACCUAGCCAGCCACCCACUACGAGAGCAUCCACACCACCACCAACAACAACAAGAGCACCCACACAACCACCAACAACAACUAGGGCACCGACACAACCACCGACAACGACUAGAGCACCCACACAACCACCAACAACAACUAGAAAACCCACACAACCACCAACAACAACUAGAGCACCCACACAACCAUCAACAACAACUAGGGCACCCACACAACCACCACCAACGACUAGAGCACCCACACAACCACCACCAACGACUAGAGCACCUACACAACCACCACCAACGACCAGAGCACCCACACAACCACCCACAACAACUACAGCACCCACACAACCACCAACAACAACUAGAGCACCUACACAACCAUCAACAACAACUAGGGCACCCACACAACCACCACCAACAACUAGGGCACCCACACAACCACCAACAACGACUAGAGCACCCACACAACCACCCACAACUAGAGCACCCACACAACCACCCACAACAACUACAGCACCCACACAACCACCAACAACAACUACAGCACCCACACAACCAUCAACAGAUGCAACAAUCCAGCCCUCCACACCGGAACCACUGUGCGUUAAUUACAACGCCAAAUGUGCACACUGGAGCUUGUCGAUGCAAUGUGAUCUGAAUCCACGAUACAUGCAUGUCUAUUGCAGAAAAAGCUGUAAAUUGUGCGUAACAAAUGUCGAUUGUAGUGACAAUAUCAUUCAUUGUCCAGUCUGGGCGUCUUCAGGAUACUGCUGGAGAAAUCACCAGUACAUGAGUGUCAAUUGUAAAAAGAGCUGCCAGAUCUGCAAACCCGCUGCUAUUGUUGGAAAAUGGGGACAGUGGUCAUCAUGGAGUUCUUGUAGUGCUACAUGUGGAAAACCCUAUCGAUCAAGAAAGAGAUAUUGCAACAAUCCACCACCUAGUAAUGGCGGGAAGAACUGUGAAGGAAACCACUUGGAGACUGACGCUUGUUCAUCGAAGCCAUGCGUAACAAGUUGCAAAGACAAUAACAUCAAUUGUCCAAGCUGGGCAUCUGUUGGACACUGCUGGAGUAAUCCAGGGUACAUGAAUGUCCAUUGUAAAAAGAGCUGCCGCAUAUGUAGACAGGCGCAUCGUCUUUCUGGUGCUACACCUACAGAUAUUACUGUAACACGGACAUGUCCUUUCGUCAACGGUGCAGAAAAACAUGUCAGUCAUGUUAAUGGUUUAGACAGGGGAUCAACUCGAAGCGAUCUUUCGUGUCACAGCUUAUUAUAA
This is a messenger RNA of Actinia tenebrosa (Australian red waratah sea anemone), 3183 nucleotides long. Its product is annotated as meprin A subunit alpha-like. Gene Ontology annotation, biological process: proteolysis. Gene Ontology annotation, molecular function: metalloendopeptidase activity; zinc ion binding. Gene Ontology annotation, cellular component: membrane. The record is from RefSeq and is a predicted model, not a curated record. Lineage: Eukaryota; Metazoa; Cnidaria; Anthozoa; Actiniaria; Actiniidae.